GUACUCUUGGUACUAGCAAGAGGCCGAGCUCGCGAGGAUGUGUGCUUGAUCCAUAAAGUCUGUGGUUUUCAAACUGUUCGUGCAUUUUUUUGCAAUUUUGAAUUUUUGGUGCGAUCAUUCAUAGUUCCAAGGGUGCAUAAAUGGAUAGUUCUCAUCUCAUCUAGUAGAGUGACCUGCCGAUAGCGGCUAUAAGCCACUGCCUCUUCUCAGUCCCACUCUGGACUGUGCUGAUCUGCAGUCGGCGAAGCAGACCUCAACAGCCAAGGAGUCCGAAUGACGAGACGCCCCGGCUGUCGAAAAUCAGGACCUGAACAUCGUGGUUAGGCAUUGAACGAAUGAAUGAAUGGGGAUUCGCUUGCCAGUACUACUAGUAGUGUUUGUUGCCAGUGAGCCAGAGUUCCCAUGCUAGCAAAUCCGAAGAUACAGGGAUAGAGGUGAGAGAUACACUAGUAGUAGUAGUAGCAUGUGACUAGAUUUCAGGUGGAAUGGUGAAAGCAGAAGUCGUUCACUUCUGAAGGUUUAAAAUUAUUUUUAAUAGACAGUGUGGAAAUGGCUUGAGUGCGUAACCAGCUCAGUUGAAUACCGUGACACAUACAGCGUGACUGUUGCAGGCGGUGACGCGCAGCUGGCCCAGUUGAUCUGCGAGCACGAGUGUGAUCCACGUAGCCAUAGUGUCCAUUGAGUUAUCCUCACAGCCAACAAUGGGACGACGGCUCGCCACGGAUUUGCGCUCUUGUUGCCCCGUACGAGCCAGUGGACGCGGCUGGUGUUCUACACGUAGGCAUUGCUUGACCAUACUAGGCAUUCUUGCCACCACUCUAGCAGCUUUAACCCUCCUCAUGCAUGAUCACCAUUCAUACAGCGCUCGAGGAAAGGAAUACUUUCGGCAGUCACGCAGGACAAUAGAUCUUCACAGUGACCAUCGGCAAUUAGUGGCCAGCAAUGUGAGCAAAGUAUCCACACAGCCGGCAACCAUUAGCACAAUGACAUCACCAGCAGGACAAUCACUUCAUUAUGAUGUCAUAACACCUAAAUUACAUCGUGAUGGCAACACACUUUCUGAAUUACAUCAUCAUGGUAGCACCACGCCUUCAUCCAGGAGCAACAUCAAUGGUGCGAUUCAUGUGGUGGUCGUGGCGUGUGGGUCUCACACAGAGCGUGCCACGGUCGCACUCAAGUCGGCAGUGAUGAUGUCCAGGACUCGUCUUCACCUGCACGCUUUCUCUGACUCGGAGAAGACGCGACAAGAGAUCAGCACUGAGCUGGCUAGCUGGCCUGACGUGAAGUCCGGCAGAGUGACGCACAGCACACACAACCUGCUCUACCCAGCCGGUGAGGAUGUAGCGGCGUGGAAGUUCCUAUUCCGCCAGUGUGCCACAGUGCGCCUGUUCCUGGCCGACAUUCUCGCUGGCGUUGACAGCAUACUGUACGUCGACUCAGACGUCUUGUUCUUUUCUCCCGUGGAGGGGAUAUGGUCAUUGCUCCACCACUUCAACACUUCACAGCUUGCCUCGAUGACACCGGAGCACGAGGAGAAGUCCAUUGGUUGGUACAACCGACAUGGCAAGCACCCAUACGUUGGCAAGACGGGACUUAACUCAGGAGUCAUGCUCAUGAAUCUGACGCGCAUGCGCACGUUCCGCUUCGCCGACGGCAAGGGCAAUUUGCUGACAUGGUCACAAGCCAUCGUGAAAGUUUACCAUGAGUACAGAAAUGUGAUCACGUGGGGCGACCAGGAUAUCCUUAACAUCUUCUUUCACUUCAACCCGGCGCAGCUCUACAUACACGAGUGCGAGUGGAAUUACAGGCCCGACCAUUGCAUGUACAGGCCGUUUGCUGGAUGCCCGGCAGCCGAGCGCAACUCCACCAUCCGCUUGCUGCAUCUCAAUCGCAACGCUGCAGUGACACCGCGAUGGGGCCUGGGCUUCGGCGCGGUCUACUCCGUGUUCAUCUCACAUGGUGGCGUGUCCAUCCUACCAGGAAACCAGAAUUUGGUUUCUGCUCUCAAGAAGAAGCUUAACGUUGUACAAGAAACCAAGGGCUGUGGAACGAUCAACAGCGUAUUGAUAGCAGCCCUUGCCAAUGGCAUCAGCCAGAUUAGGUAGUGCUUGCAGCCUCAAUAUUCAAAUUUCUCUGUUGACUCAUAGAAAGGUCUCCCAACAGGUUGGAAAGUUCAGCUCCCUCAACCUUAAGAACGGGUUAGGAAGAUGAGCGUUUCACACAUUUCCAAUUUGAUUUCUUACUUCAGUAGAGAGCAAUGGAAUGCAUACAUACAUACUGAUAUGACGUAUCCCCUAUCCUCUGACUAUGACUCCACGAAUGCCCAAGUUUGAGUACACUACUUCUAAAAUAAAAUUUUGUUUGAAGGAAAGAUGCAAACGUUGAACGUUUUUCCCCCUGAGGAUAAAUUUGGUGAGUUCAAUUAUUUAUUUAAUUUGAAGUGACGUAUGCAGCGGAGAGAUCGUAUUUGGAAAGUUCGAGUUGCUGUACACUAAUUAUGAAAGAUGCAAACGGGAAAACUAACUCAUUACUUCGUAUACUUGAUACUGUAUUUUAUCUUGAAACUCCCUGGAACUUUCGUAUUGUUCGCAGACUCUGA
This is a messenger RNA of Sycon ciliatum, 2599 nucleotides long. Its product is annotated as glucoside xylosyltransferase 1-like. Gene Ontology annotation, biological process: protein O-linked glycosylation via N-acetylgalactosamine. The coding region runs from base 702 to 2105 and encodes 467 amino acids. Gene Ontology annotation, molecular function: UDP-xylosyltransferase activity. The record is from RefSeq and is a predicted model, not a curated record. The transcript has a single exon. NCBI's taxonomy places the organism in Eukaryota, Metazoa, Porifera, Calcarea, Leucosolenida, Sycettidae.